This is a messenger RNA of Asparagus officinalis (garden asparagus), 2355 nucleotides long. Its product is annotated as calcium-dependent protein kinase 28-like. The coding region runs from base 487 to 1941 and encodes 484 amino acids. The transcript is spliced from 7 exons. Gene Ontology annotation, molecular function: ATP binding; calcium/calmodulin-dependent protein kinase activity; calmodulin binding. Gene Ontology annotation, cellular component: cytoplasm; nucleus. Lineage: Eukaryota; Viridiplantae; Streptophyta; Magnoliopsida; Asparagales; Asparagaceae. Gene Ontology annotation, biological process: peptidyl-serine phosphorylation; protein autophosphorylation; intracellular signal transduction. The record is from RefSeq and is a predicted model, not a curated record.
CAAUUCAGCUUGAGAUUUUUUUUCCGAGUACAGGGAGCUUGAGGCAAUUUUCCCAACUGUAUUAACAGUCACACUCUCUGCUCUGCUAGACCACGUUAAUCCUAGCUCCCCUUUCAAACAAACCACAGCAAAUAUCUAAUUUUUACUUUGUUCCUUCACCAAUCAUGAACCAGCGGACCAUCAGAACUCAAGUCCCUUGUCUGUUUCUUGAUUUCACAGAAUCCAACAGCAAAUUCUCAUGUCAUGUAUAUAAAGCCUACAUUUUUCUUUACUCCAAUGAGGCAGACAGAAUCCAACCCAUAAAAAGAAAAGGAAAAAAGAAAUCAAUCUUUUUCAAGAACCCCAUAAAAGGCCAAUCUUCAUAAAACCCAUAUCUUAGUUUCUUCAAACUCAGCCUGAGAACCUAUCAGCAAGAACCAAUCUUUUUCAAGAAAUCAAUCACAGCACUAAUUUCUCGGCAAAACCCAGGUGCUAAUUUUGUUCAAGAUGAAGACUUCUUUUCAGACUUCUUCUUCUUCUUCUUCUUCUUCUUCUUCUUCUUCUUCUUCAACAACGCCAUCAUCUGUUCUCCCUCAAAAGACCCCAGACCUCACAGAGCAUUAUACACUUGGCGAGGAACUUGGCAAAGGUUCAUAUGGCACUGCUUACCACUGCAUUGACAAAUCAAAUGGCAAAGAAUAUGCUUGCAAGUCAAUUUUAAAGAGAAAUCUCAAUUGCAAAGAGUAUGAUUAUGUUCUGAAUGAGAUCGAGAUCAUGCAUCAUGUCUCUGACCUUUCGAAUGUGGCCAGAAUCAAGGAAACUUAUGAGGAUUCUGAGUCUGUUCAUUUGGUGAUGGAGCUUUGUGAAGGUGGUGACUUUUUUAAAAGAAUUAUAAACAAGGGCCCUUGUGCUGAGAAGAAGGCUGCAAGCUUGAUUAAGACUAUAGUUGAAGUUGUGGAAGGUUGUCACUCUCUUGGGGUGAUGCAUGGAGAUCUUAAGCCAGAGAAUUUCUUGUUUGUGAGUAAUGAUAAGGAUUCUUCACUCAAGGCUAUUGAUUUUGGGUCAUCGGCUUUUUAUAAUCCUGGUGAUAUAUUAUGCGAUGUAAUUGGGACUUCUUAUUAUGUUUCACCAGAGGUAGUGGAGAAACAUUAUGGCCCAGAGGCAGAUGUAUGGAGUGCUGGAGUGAUCUUAUACAUUUUGUUGUGCGGUGACUUUCCUUUUUAUGCAGAUGACGAGGAUGAGACCUUCAAGCAGAUCUUAGAAGGGCGUUUGGAUUUUGAAUCUGAUCGAUGGAUACCCAUUUCUGACAGUGCUAAAGACCUGCUACGUAACAUGCUAAAUGUAGAUCCAACGAGAAGAUUUACGACUCAUCAAGUUCUCUGUCACCGAUGGAUUCUUGAUGCUGCUGGAGUUCCUCCUAAGAAACCUUUGGAGUCUGCUGUUUUAUCACGAAUGAAGCGGUUCUCAGCAAUGAAGCAAUUAAAGAAGAUGGCCCUGAGAGUUAUAGCAGAAAGGAUGUCAGAGGAAGAGACGGGGGGCCUAAAGAAACUAUUCAAAAUGUUUGACACAGACAAUACUGGGAUAGUAACAUAUGAUGAGCUAAAGGAGGGUUUGAAAAAAUUAGGCUCGAAUCUGAUCGAUUCUGAAAUCCAGGCUCUUAUGGAUGCGGUUGAUAUGGACAACAACGGAACAUUAGACUGUAAUGAAUUUCUUGCUGCGACACUUCACCUGAAUAAGUUAGAGAAAGAGGAGAACUUGAGGAAUGCUUUCUCCUUCUUUGACAAAGACGGGAAUGGCUACAUCACCAUCAAUGAUCUCUCACAAGCGUGUACUUAUUUGGACAUCAGCAAUGUCAAUCUUGAUGAAAUGAUCCAAGAGAUCAACCAAAACAAUGAUGGGCAGACAGAUUAUAGUCAGUUUGCAUCUAUGAUGAGAAAAGAACUGCAGGAAAUGAUGUCUUGAGAGAUGCAAAACAUUAAACAGCUCGGAGAAAACAUUGUACAAAAAGGAAUUCAGAAUGUUGUAUGGGUACUUCAAGGAAACCUGCUGCUUGCGUUUUGAUGAGUUACUGUGGAGCAAAGUUUUGGGUGAUGUGCUAUACGUAUCUCCUAUUCAGUGGCUAAAGACAGAAACUGCAUGAUGUACAGAAUAUUGUCAUGACAAUGAUUUAGACAUAUCUCCUAUUUUCAGUUUGCAGGCGUAAAUUGGUCUUUAAGAUGUAGGAAUGAUUUAGUAUUUGAAUAACACUUUAGAUAAAUUAGUUGAUUUCAAGCUGACUUUAAUGCUGCAACCAGACUGUGAUGCAUUUGUUGAGAGGAAAUGGGGUUGAAAAUUCUGUUCACUGGUUCAGUGAGUCAUUUCAUCUAAAAAUCUAAA